Molecule: messenger RNA, 557 nt
Organism: Erigeron canadensis
Lineage: Eukaryota; Viridiplantae; Streptophyta; Magnoliopsida; Asterales; Asteraceae
Product: 60S ribosomal protein L37a
Exons: 5
Coding region: 104-382 (92 amino acids)
Biological process (GO): translation
Cellular component (GO): ribosome
Molecular function (GO): structural constituent of ribosome
Source: RefSeq, a predicted model, not a curated record
UAUUAGUGAAAACAUACAUAUUUAGGGUUUCUUUUGAUCAAAGCCCGCGGCGCUGUGUGUUUCCUGCAAGUCUCUUCUGAUUUUCUGCUUGUAUCUUGCAAAGAUGACAAAGAGGACCAAGAAGGCUGGUAUUGUUGGCAAAUAUGGAACUCGUUAUGGUGCUAGUUUGCGAAAGCAGAUUAAGAAAAUGGAGGUCAGCCAACAUAGCAAAUACUUCUGUGAAUUCUGUGGGAAGUAUGCAGUGAAGAGAAAGGCUGUUGGAAUUUGGGGUUGCAAGGACUGUGGCAAGGUCAAGGCAGGCGGUGCUUAUACAUUAAACACUGCUAGUGCUGUGACCGUGAGGAGCACAAUUCGAAGGUUGAGGGAGCAAACCGAGAGUUAAGUGCACAACGUUGGUUAUCAGGUUAUCAUACUUCUAUGUUGAAGCUGUUUAUUUACUCUGAAUUGUCAUUUUUGUUUUAGAGAGACGGACAGUUUAUUUAGCAGUUGUAAUGUUGAGAUAAAUGUGUUUUACAGUGUUUUUAACUUCGCUAAUGUGAAAGUAUUUUUAAAUAUCA